Messenger RNA from Pangasianodon hypophthalmus (striped catfish), 2426 nucleotides. RefSeq names its product fibrinogen-like 1 (gene fgl1). Gene Ontology annotation, biological process: negative regulation of T cell activation; regulation of immune response. NCBI's taxonomy places the organism in Eukaryota, Metazoa, Chordata, Actinopteri, Siluriformes, Pangasiidae. The transcript has 7 exons. The record is from RefSeq and is a predicted model, not a curated record. Bases 1148 to 2080 code for a protein of 310 amino acids.
GCAAUUCAUUUAAUAGUCACUUUUUAGGGAAAAUGUCAGAUUUGUUUUAUGUAUAUUUUUAUAUAUAUAAGUUAUAGCAUAUAUAGCAGUUAAAUCCACCUCAGAUAUGUUUGUGACAUCUCUCUGUAAAUGACAGCAGAUAACAUUGACAGUGUUUGCUCACCAAGCACAGAUGCAACAGUCUCCUUAACACAAGUCAGUUUUGUGACUAUUACAUUAAUUUAAUUAUUUUUAAGUUGCAUUUAACCUGAAGUUUGUUCAGGAAAUUUUGCAAAGCAGGAAUUAUGGAUUUUACUGUUCUGACUGAUUAUUCAUUCAUUCAAUCAUUCAUUCAUCUUCAUUAACCGCUUUAUCCUGCAAAGCUUUAUUCUACAAGGCAAGAAUGCACCCUGUAUGGGACACCAGUUCUGCUUAUGGCAUGGUACACAUACACACGCACACACACAGGUUUUUUUUUUUUUUUUUUUUUAUACGUGAUAUAAGCAGCUGCUUAAGGCAACAUCUUUGUUUCAGACAGGACACAGAAUGGAACUGAUGUGCAAAAGAGAUCUGCUGCGUUUGCUGUUAGGUAACUGGUGUGAAAACACAUAUUAUUAUGGCCGCUGAUCUAAAGCACACAAAAGCAAUGUGGAAGUCUUGCGUUUCUCUGUGUCCUUUCUGAAAGAUGUGCUUGGCUUUGGGGUUGCAUUGCUGUACCCUGUGAUUCACCACACAGUAACCUUCUACACACACGUGUGUAUCAAAUCAGGUAUUCUUCUCUGAAAGUCAGCCAGGCUAUUUUAGAUUUCUUUUUUUAAUCCUUAUACAUUUUGUCUUAAAUUUUUUUAAAUUAAUUAGUUAAAUGUUGUGUUGCUUGAUUUUUGAAGAAUGAAGCCAUGAAGUUUGAACUAACAGGUAUUUUGUUGUAAGUUUGGUUAUGGAGAUUAUGCCCUUGAUGUUGAAGAUCUGUUCCUCGGCAUUGUUUCUGAGUGACUCACCCAAAAAGCACACUGGCAGUUCCAGCGGAUUUUAAAAGGCAUGCAGGACCGAUCAGACAGGCGAAAGAUCUUUGGUACAUGAGCUGGGAAAAGGAUUUAAAAACCAGUACAGUAAUUAUCGUAAAAGAUUACUUUCUUUCUCAUUUCCUUUUGGGAUUCAUUUGAUUGUUAUGAUGGCAACAAGACAUUAUGUUGUGAUUUGGAUUGUUUUCUGUUUGGACCUGAUUGAUUCUUCCUUUGAUGAAUGCCACCAGGAGAGAGACAGACUUCAGGCACAGUUGAGGAGUAUGGAGGCUCGUGCUGUUAAGCAGCAGGAGAUGAUCCAGCGCUUACUGAACCUCAGUGAGCAGUCUCCGCUUCCUCUAAAUGAGAGCAUCUUUUAUGACCUAGAAGAUAAACAAUAUACAGACUGUGCUCAGAUUUUCAAUAAUGGUUACAAGAAGAGUGGAUUUUACAUGAUUAAACCUGAAAAGAGCCCAGCUCAGAUCAGAGUGUACUGUGAUAUGAAAGAGGGAGGCGGAUGGACAGUCUUCCAAAGACGUUCUGAUGGUAACGAGUCUUUUGACAGGGAUUGGAAUGAUUACAAAUCUGGUUUUGGUGAUAUGAAAUCUGCACAUGGAGAGUUCUGGUUAGGGAAUGACAACCUACAUUAUCUGACAUCCCAAGCUGAUUACAGCUUGAGAAUCGACUUGGAAGACUUUGAGGGCAGCCACCGUUUUGCUACGUACAAAAAGUUCAAAGUUGACAGUGAACAGAAUCAUUACCAGCUGCAGUUUGAUGGAUACAGAGGGAAUGCAGGAGACUCCCUCUCGGGCAGCUACAACCCUGAGGUACGGGGUUGGGCAAGUCACCAGGGCAUGAAAUUCAGCACCAAAGAUAAGGACAAUGAUCGCUAUGAGCGCAACUGUGCUCUGGAAGAUAGGUCUGGCUGGUGGUUUAACAGAUGUCACUCUGCCAAUCUGAAUGGACUGUACUAUAAGGGGCCUUACAGUGCAAUGACUGACAAUGGGAUAGUGUGGUACACCUGGCAUGGCUGGUGGUACUCUCUCAAAACAGUGGAAAUGAAGAUCAGGCCAAGUGCCUUUGAACCUAAUGAAGUCUAACAUAGCAUGCUCUACCAUUGCCUAAUUUUUCUUGGAAAAUGCAUAGAUGUAUGCAUAUUUGCAAUAUGUUUACAUACAGUUUAUAAUAAUAAAGAACAUAUACAAUGUAGCUUAUAGUAUGUGUAGUUUAUAGUGUGUAUAUAGUAUAUGUAGUUUAUAGGCUAGUAUAUAUACACUUUACAUCUAUAUAAUCACAAAGUGUUGGUAAAAAUGUCAGCAUACCAUUUUGACAUGCAUUUAUUUUCUUCAUGAUGAGAUGGGGGAUGCAACAUACAGGCAAAUAAAAAAAAUGAUGAACAUGAUCAAAUGUAAAUGCAAAUAUUUAACUAGACUCAAUCAGAGUGAA